Molecule: messenger RNA, 1864 nt
Organism: Anopheles coustani
Lineage: Eukaryota; Metazoa; Arthropoda; Insecta; Diptera; Culicidae
Gene: hd
Product: protein downstream neighbor of son homolog
Exons: 2
Coding region: 68-1828 (586 amino acids)
Biological process (GO): nuclear DNA replication
Cellular component (GO): nucleus
Source: RefSeq, a predicted model, not a curated record
AAACUAAAAACAGGCGGGCCAGCUGUUCCCUCACGGUUAUAAAAUAAACGUAAAACUCACCAGCAUCAUGAGCUCAAGUAAUACCGAGGGAAUGUUUUCCAAUCCUUCGCAAUGGAAGAGACCGGAGGAUAUUCUGAAGAUGCAACGAUUGAAAAGAAAGCAAAAAGCUUUACAGGAUCGCAUCAACAAUCAGUCCAAAAGUGUAACCACGACGCAGUCGAGUAAAGCUCCCGAGGAUCCCAUUGCAAGUCGAUUCGAAAGCAACACCAAACGGAAGAAUCCUUUCUCAAGGGCUACCGAAAACAAUGCAAAACGACCGAAAGGAGACGUACUGGAAGAUCUUACAGCGACCGGGGAAGAUUCCGUGUUUGAGCUGCUAAGUAAAACAAGUGCUCCAGUUGUGCCACAACUCGAGGCGCCCGUAGUGAAGCCCUUGGUUGAACAGCAGUUCCUCCAACAGCAAUGUCCCGUCGAGCAAACGCUACCCGAGUUGGUGGAAGAACCGCCGAAAACGAGCAAACAAGCACCAAUCCACUGGAGCAUCAAAAGCAAACUACGUAUCAUCUGUCGAACACCGAUUCCAGGUACCAACUUAAAAACCAACCAGGAAGCCAGCGGGCUAACGUCCUUCGUUCGAUGCAUCGACCCGAAGGAAUCAUCUACCGGGUUGGACAUAUCCCCCGGUGCCCGGUUUUAUCAGGCCACCCUGUACUGGCAACAUCCGUAUCUACCCUGGUUCACCUUGUUCCCACGGAAUUCACGAAACAACAACACGCAAACACCACUCGAUGAAUCGGUCCGGACGGUGCUGGCCAAGGAGUGGGUCACAAGUUUUCGCAAUCUGUUCCAGCUAGUCCGGGCACGCCAGUGUCCGUAUUUCUACCUCUGUGCAAAUUCCUUCACCGUGCUCUUCCGUGCCGCUGGUAUCGGUGGAAGAGUGGAAACACACGCCAUCAUGACGCCAACCUCGAGAGGAAUGCGUGCCGCGCUCAAACAAGAGGAGAUUGAGUUCACCAUGCCACUGAAAAAGUCCUCCAACACCCAGGAAACACUGAACCGCUCGGCAGAGUCGGGGAUUGGUAAUGGAAGCUUUUCCAACUCGUCCGAGGAACAGUCGCAGACGGCUGCCACCGAGGAUGCGUCGGGUGAUCGUCUCUCGGACGAAGACGAUGACGACGAUUUGGAUGGCGAACAGUGGUUGGAAAGUCUCGGUGUGGAUGCGGCCGAAAUCCGCAAGAUAAGCGACAACCACACGAAAAAGGUGCAGAAGAGUGAAUGCGGUGGAGACUAUAGCGAUCAAUCGCUGGUCCUCAUCGAGGGAUCCGAGUGUCAGGCAUUCUUCAAUUUUCUUCUCAACGCCAAGAGUACCAUCGCCAAGGUAGGUCGGCUGAGUGGCAUUCCGCCAACGCUUCUUGCACCGGUUUCGUUCGUUGGUGCAACGCUCCGUUCGCUGCAAAGCCGAUCGACGAAAAUUCGCAUGGAUGGACAGGAUUAUCACAGUACCGAGCUGCAUGGCGUCAUCCUGCCACACAUCCUACCGUAUCUGACCGAUUUGUUGUGUGAAAGUAAGGAUAAAUAUAGCGUAACACUGGCUACCGUCCCCAAUACUGCCGCUCUUUGUGAAGCAUCCCGGAAACUUAUCAACGAUUCCGAUAAAGAGAACGAUGCAUCUGCCCUGGCAGAUCCGGUGUUUGGCAAGGAGAAUCUGUCCGAUUGUGGCAUUAACAUGCGCAUCGUCGAAACCAUGUGCCGUGCGACAAAGGAUUCCGUUUUUGAUACGGAGCGCCUUCUUUACAACCAAGAAGAGGGUGGGUUUUCGUGGAGCUAACAGUAAAAAGGGAUUACGAAAUACAUUUUUUCUCAC